GUACGGGGUCUGUACAUGUACGGCGGCGUCGGAUGUGGGAAGACGAUGCUCAUGGACUUGUUCGUGUCGUCCGCGCCCUCGCAUUUUAAGGUGUUACGGACCCAUUUCCAUGACUUUAUGUUGGAGGUCCAUGCAGCGCUGCGACGUCACUCCAGGGAGGCUGAUCCGCUGCUGACGGUGGCUGACGGCAUCGCGACUCGAACCCGGGUCCUCGCGCUAGAUGAGCUUUUUGUGACGGACGUGGCGGAUGCGAUGAUCCUAAACAGGCACGUCACGUUAUUUGGUCGGCUGUGGGACCGUGGCCUGGUCCUCGUGGCCACCAGCAACCGUCCCCCGGACGACCUGUACAAGGGCGGCCUGCAGAGAAACCUGUUCAUGCCCUUCAUACAUCGCAUCAAGGUGCGGUGCCGCUGUCACGAUAUGAACAGCACCACCGACUACCGCCGACUCGCUCAGCACCAGCGGGGUCUGUAUUUCUCAUCGCCACCCUCGUCCUCGUUGUAUUCCCCCUUGGGGGACCCUCUCCUGGAGCGGUUUCGCGAGCUGGUUUCGGAGGCGGGGGUCUCUCCGGCGCCCGGCAGGGUGGAGGUGAUGAUGGGGCGGUCACUGGAAGUACCUCUUGCGGCAGGUGGUUGGGUCUGCAUGUUUUCGUUCCAGGAGCUGUGCGGUCGACCCGUGGCAGCAGCCGACUACCUCGCCCUCACCGCCACCUACCACACGGUGGCGUUGCGGGGAGUGCCUGUGUUUCGUGCCGCGAACCGUACGGAGGCAUACCGCUUCGUAACGCUCAUUGACGUCAUGUACGAGGCCAGGACCCGUUUGUUGGUGACCGCUGAAGCCGCCCCCACGGACCUCUUCGUGAACAUCAUCACGCAGUUCGAUGCGGCUAAGGGACCCGACCUGGCUGCUCUGCCUGACGUGGUGGUGGACGACAACCUAGGGUUUUCCAAGGACCGCACCAUCAGUCGGCUGACGGAGAUGCAGAGUCUGGAGUAUCUCGUACAUCAUGCACGACAACACGAACCCUCCCUGGUGCUAGCUCUGCAGGUGGGUUUGGGGGGGCCUGAGGAAGGAGAGAAUGGAGGGAUUGGGGAGGGAGUCUUAGGCUGCAAGAAACCAAAGACUUGUCAAUUGGGUGCCUUGUGUGUAUGUACUUAUGUGUGUAUGUACGUAGCUGCUUUUCUUAAAGAAGAAGUUCUGACCGUAAGAUAG
Molecule: messenger RNA, 1212 nt
Organism: Volvox carteri f. nagariensis
Lineage: Eukaryota; Viridiplantae; Chlorophyta; Chlorophyceae; Chlamydomonadales; Volvocaceae
Exons: 8
Cellular component (GO): cytoplasm; mitochondrion
Molecular function (GO): ATP binding; ATP hydrolysis activity
Source: RefSeq, a predicted model, not a curated record